Molecule: messenger RNA, 582 nt
Organism: Penicillium pulvis
Lineage: Eukaryota; Fungi; Ascomycota; Eurotiomycetes; Eurotiales; Aspergillaceae
Product: ESCRT-II subunit protein VPS25
Exons: 2
Coding region: 1-582 (193 amino acids)
Biological process (GO): protein transport to vacuole involved in ubiquitin-dependent protein catabolic process via the multivesicular body sorting pathway
Cellular component (GO): ESCRT II complex
Molecular function (GO): structural molecule activity; protein homodimerization activity
Source: RefSeq, a predicted model, not a curated record
AUGACAGCCACAACGUCAGCAGCUUUCUCUUUCCCUCCGACAUACAACUUCCCGCCCUUCUUCACCCCGCAACCCAAUACCACUACCCGCCAAGCUCAACUUGCGAAAUGGUCUUCGUUGAUCCAAGCAUGGUGCAAACAUCACAGACAGUAUCGCCUCAGCCUGAUUGAAGCAGUUGAUAGUCCGCUCUUUCAUAAUGCGGCGCUGCGCAAGCGUCUAGAUCUCCGUGAAGCUCGCGCGGUGUUGGACUGGAUGGUUAAGAGCGAGGAGGAAGGUGGUGGAGGUCAGCGUGCAGAGUGGAUUGAUUCUUCUGCAGGAAGCCAGGGACCGAAGUCUGUGGCGUGGAUUUGGUGGCGGAGGCCAGAGGAGUGGGCGGAUAUACUCGUGGAUUGGGUGGAGGGGACAGGGCAGCGCGGGGCGGUGCUGACGGUAUAUGAGCUUAUACAGGGGGAGGCGACGGCGUCACAAGAAUUUCAUAACAUGGACAAUGAUGUCAUGUUGAAGGCGUUGAACAUCCUGUCUAAACGCGGCAAGGCACAGGUCUUUGGAAGUGAAGGACAAGAAGGUGUCAAGUUUUUCUAA